Hymenoscyphus albidus is the source of this 1412-nucleotide messenger RNA. The record is from the annotation of a GenBank genome assembly. Lineage: Eukaryota; Fungi; Ascomycota; Leotiomycetes; Helotiales; Helotiaceae.
AUGCCGCCACUUUACCUCCUACUCCCCUACGUAUGGUGGCAACUAGAUGACUUUUGUACGUCCCAUCUCAAAACAUUUUCUCUAAAACAUGUCCUCUCACAAUCAUCAAUUAACAAAGCCUACUAGUCAUCGGUCAAGCAAGAACCGCCGGCUUAUCAGCCGCUUUCAAACUAAAACCAAAAGAAUCCGAAGAAAUUUACACAAUCCCAAAAUUCGUCUUAAUCGCAUUCACGUGGCUUAUUCUCCUCUUCCGGUCCCCAAAUAUCAAUGUUUGUACCCUCUUGCUACUUGCUACGAGUAUACAGACUUUGCUGGUACUAUGUCAAACCAUAGUCCCAAAUACGGAGUGUUUGUUGAUCGUGCGGUCACUACUUGGGAUUGGUGGUGCAGUAUUUCCUGGGGUACUGUUGAUGGGGGGUGAAAGUGGAAUAAUGGCUGCGUUAUUCGUUGCCGUUUCACCCGCUGAGAUUGCUAUUGCUGGACCGCUUCUUUCGGGCGUGGUUACUCUGUUAAAGGGUUUCUCGGUUCUGUCAUGGCAAUUGCUUUUCGCAUUCCAUGGGAUACUUGGACUCAUAGUCGUCCUCGUACUCUGGUUCAAAUUCCCCCAUUCGAUGUCCGUCACCAACACCUCAUGCAUGGUCCAAGGCCGAAGUGGCCCAAAGAAUCAGAACCGGAGACAAAGGCUCCCAGAGAUCCUCAAAUUGAAAAGUCUUGUACUUAUUGCAAUAACCAUAUGCUGCAGUCUAUCAAUAGCUCCAACACCCUCCUACCUCUCAAACCACCACAAUCUAUCCUUCGUCUCAAUGCCAUACUUCUUCUUUACCAUAAUCUCAGACCUAAAUUCAACACACCUAAUGUUCAACCUCCUAACCAUGGCACCAUACCUAAUAUGCCUCAUCGUCCUCUCCAUCAUGGUGACAACAUUCUCUCACCACCCAACAUCUGCCCGCCUCCUCACAUCAUCUCUCCUCUCCACCUCGGGCUUCGCAUUCCUGUCCUUAUCCGCUCUCCACGACUGGCCCCUCAUCUUCUCAUACCUCGCAAUAUUUCCCUCCCUCAUCGGCACAUACGUAUCUCAAACACUCAUCCUCUCCUUCGCCUUAUCCACGCAAUAUCCCAACCUCCUCCUCACCCUCCUCCUAUCCACAAGCCAACUAUCAACUCUCUUCUCCCCCUCCGGCCUUAAACCCUGGUGGCGAUCUGAGGAUGAACCUGCGCACCCUCGAGGUCUGGGUGCGUGCGCAGCGUUGAUGGGUUUGAGCGUUAUUCUGGCUCUGGUUUUGAGGUGGAGGGGGGGAGGUAUUAGGGGAAAUGAUGGCUACAAGUUUGUUGGUGGGGAUGAGGAGGAGUUUGGUGUGUUGAUGGAGCUGGGCAGUAAGGAGAGCCAGAACAGAAUCGUAUCCGAAGGAGUU